AUGGACGUUAAGCUGCUUACAAAAGUCCUUUCGGACCCCGAAACAAUCGCUGUUAACCGUCUUCCUGCCAGAGCUUACUACUUGCCCCACCAUUCACUCCCAUUGAAUGGACAAUGGGACUUUUCCUUCCAUGAAUCACCUCUUACUGCUCCAUUGCCCGAGGAUUUCACUGCAGAGUGCAAAAUCACUGUCCCAGGUCAUUGGCAAUUGCAAGGGCAUGGUGCUCCAUGGUACACCAAUGUAGUGAAUCCAUUCAAUGUCAAUCCCCCACAUCCUCCACGGUUGAAUCCAACAGGAUGCUACCGCACCACCUUUGAUGUUCCAGAGAAUUGGGAAGACCUGCUUGAUUUGAGAUUGCGUUUCGAAGGUGUGGACAAUUGCUACCACGUGUUUGUGAACAACAAGUUUGUUGGCUACUCUGAGGGCUCGAGAAACAGUGCCGAGUUUGAUGUGUCUGAUUUCGUGAAAGCAGGGGAGAAUUCUCUUUUUGUGAGAGUAUACCAGUGGUCGAACACUACAUACAUCGAAGAUCAAGACCAGUGGUGGCUCAGCGGAAUCUUCCGUGAUGUUUACUUGCUUGGGUUCUCAAGAGAAGGCGCCGUUGAAGACUUCUCCGUGGUGACGGACUUUGACGACUCUUUCAACGAUGCUAAGCUUGCUAUCAGCUUAAAGACCAACAACACUGGUGUUGAUGCUAGGUUCAUCUUGAAAGAUGCAGAUGAUAAGAUUGUCUUGGAUAACUCUGAGUCGUUGGGUGAGUUGGAGUCCAAAUUCUCAUAUGCAAUCACCAAGCCUCACAAGUGGACUGCUGAGUCACCAUAUCUCUAUAACUUGACCAUUCAAACCGUAAAAGAUGGUCAUGUUCUCUUCGAAACUUCGCAGGACGUGGGUUUCCGUAAGGUUGCUAUUGAAGGGAAUCUUCUCAAGGUCAACGGUGUCCCUAUUAUUUUGAGAGGUGUCAACAGACAUGAGCAUCAUCCCAAGUACGGACGUACAGUCCCUUUCGAGUUCUUGGAAAAAGAUUUGAGGAUCAUGAAAGAGCAUAAUAUCAAUGCCAUUCGUACUUCUCACUAUCCAGACCACCCAGACUUCUACAAGCUUGCCAACAAGUAUGGAUUUUGGGUCCUUGAUGAAGCUGACUUGGAAUGUCACGAGUUCUUCGAAGCUGUUCGCCGUCCAAUUGACGGAUCGGAUGAUGUUGAAUACGAUAGUGAGAAGCUCGCAUUGUUUCAGGAAGCAAAGAAGUUCACGUCGGAUAACCCUCAAUGGGAGCGUGCGUACGUUGAUCGUGCCAACCAAUUGGUCAAGCGUGACAUCAACCAGCCUUGUGUGAUCAUCUGGUCGCUUGGUAACGAGGCCUUCUUUGGACUGAACCAUGUUCUGAUGACUAACGAGAUAAGAAAACUCGAUAGCACUAGACCAGUACAUUACGAACCAGAUUUGGAUGCCGAAGCAACAGACUUCUUCUCCAGAAUGUAUCCAUGCUUGGAGACUGUGGAAUCAUUUGCAGGCAAGGACAAGCCAUUUAUACUCUGUGAAUAUGCGCACGCUAUGGGUAAUGGCCCAGGUUUGUUGAGAGAGUACUGGGACUUGUUCUACAAGCACGAUAACUUACAAGGUGGUUUUGUUUGGGAAUGGGCUAACCAUGGUCUUGAAGCUAAAGAUGAAAAUGGAACUACCUUCUACAAGUAUGGUGGAGACUUCGGAGAGUAUCCACAUGACGGAGUGUUCAUUAUGGAUGGACUUGUUGACUCCGAACACAAUCCAACUCCAGGCUUACUUGAGUAUAAAAAGGUUAUUGAGCCAAUCAUUACCACUUUUGAUCUCAAGAAUAAAUACAUCCUGGUCCUCAAUGCACACAACUUCAUUGACUUGUCCUCAUUUACUGCUCGCUACAACAUCACGGAGUAUGAUACAUCUAUGAAUAGCAGAGUUCUCCAGGAGGGAGACCUCGAGAUUCCAGACACUGCUGCUGGCCAAACAUCUAAGAUUGAGUUCCCUGAAUUCAAUAACAAAUGGGCUUCCGACUCCUCUGUGUUCUUGAAUGUAGAGUUCUUGACUUCUGGAACUGAGGUAUUGUCAAAAAAUCACUUGAUUGCUUGGUCUCAAGUGGAGCUUCAGGAAGCUGGUACUUCACUUGAGGUUAAGUCUGCGGCUGCAAAGUUGAAGGUCACCGAAACACAUGGCACUAUCAUCGUCGAAGGACCAAACACUCAGUUUGUGUAUGACUCCAUUAGAGGACAAAUUAACUCUUGGGAGGUCGACUCUGUUGAAUACAUCAAGCCAGGUCGAAAGUCUUCUAGUUUCAACCAGUUGACUUUCUGGAGACCUAGUAUUAACAACGAUGCUCCUGUCGAUGAACCUUAUUGGAGAAGAUUUGGCUUCGAACAUAUGGACAUGACCGUCCAUGAUGUGGUGGUGACCCAAGCGGAUCUGGUUGUUAAAUUGGCUGUCAAGUCAAGUGUUGGACCACCUAUUUUGGGUUGGAGAUUUGAAGUCAGUCAAGACUAUACCAUUUCUGAAGGACAAAUCAACUUAAGGACUCACAUGGUGCCCAAAGCUAAAUUUGCAAAAAUGAUUCCAAAAACUCUCCCAAGACUUGGUUAUGAAUUUCUCCUCGGGGAUGAGUUGGCAAACAAUGUUUUGUGGUUCGGAAGGGGUCCAGGUGAGAGUUACUCAGACAAAAAGGAAUCUCAGAGAAUCGGAGUAUACAACAAGCCUUACCAAGAACUCGAUUAUCUGUACGACUAUCCUCAAGAGAACGGAAACCAUACCGAUACCAGAUGGGUAUCUUUGGAUGCGCCCAAGAAGAGAGAUCUUGUAGUGCAUUUCUCCAACCAGUUGUUUGACUUCAAGGUAUCGGAUCAACACAAUUUGCAAGAGGCUCGGCAUCCUAACGAGGUUAUUAAAGGAGACAAAUUUGUUCGCUUGGAUUACAAGCAACAUGGAGUUGGUACUGGAGCUUGUGGACCUAGGGUUCUCGAACUGUUUGAGUUCAAAAUGCCUGAGACCGUUGACUUCGAUAUUAACUUGGUAGUGAAAUGA
This is a messenger RNA of Sungouiella intermedia, 3045 nucleotides long. The record is from the annotation of a GenBank genome assembly. NCBI's taxonomy places the organism in Eukaryota, Fungi, Ascomycota, Pichiomycetes, Serinales, Metschnikowiaceae.